This is a messenger RNA of Stegostoma tigrinum, 2274 nucleotides long. It is a transcript of the gene dcst1, whose product is annotated as DC-STAMP domain containing 1. Gene Ontology annotation, cellular component: membrane. Lineage: Eukaryota; Metazoa; Chordata; Chondrichthyes; Orectolobiformes; Stegostomatidae. The record is from RefSeq and is a predicted model, not a curated record. The transcript is spliced from 16 exons. Bases 1 to 2274 code for a protein of 757 amino acids.
AUGGAAGAGUAUGGGCAAGAAAUUGAGGACAGGGAGCCAACCAGGGACAAGUGGGAUGAGGAGAAUCGAGGGGAAAGCAGAGGGUAUCGAGGAAAGAGGAGACGACACAGGGAGAAUGAAAAGAACGAAGCAGUGGAAGAGGCUGGAGAAAAGAAAACAAACGGAAAGCAGAAAGGGAAGAUCCCACAUUCAACAAUAAAACGCCUCUUCACCUACUGCUGCCCAUCCCUCGUCGUGGACUUCCUCUGGAGUGAUCCGUCACAAUUCCGGAUAUCGAAGUUUUUCAUUGGCUAUGGAAUGGGAGCGAUAUUUGGAAUCGGAGUCAUUGAGCUAUCUGCUGAAGAUUACCAAUAUCACACUGGAAUACAAAUAUGUUUUGCAGUGUUUUACUUCAUUAUGGUGGAUAAACUGGACCUUUAUGAAGACCACAAGCUCUACAUUCUCUACGGAAUGUCAUGCUUGAUGGGUUUAGGGUGGAGUCUCUCGGUCCAUUAUCGCUGUGCCAUUAUGCUAAUGGUGCCCCACCUGCUGGGGAGCAGAGGCCGAGGGAUCCUCCUGAUGUUACUAAUGGCCAUUGUUACAGAAGGGCCUGUCUUCAACAUUCAGAGGAAUAUUGAAGUUGUCGGUGAAUCUGUGGGCUGUACCAUCGAGUUGCAGAUCAACCACACCAAGACGCUCUGGAAACUGAUGCUGAAUCCUUUGAGACAGAUCAUUCGCAACAUGAAGGAAAACGGGAAGGAGUUUGGUGAGGAGACGAAGAAAGUGAAGUCUUCCUUCGUGAAAGUGAACGAGGAGAUCUUGAUGAAGCAAGGCUACGACAUCUCCCGGGAGAAGAGCAAAGCGCACAGCAAGAUGUCCACGCAGAUACUGUAUGAGAUGAGGACGAAAUUGCGGUGCGAGUACAUAGUGAACCUCGGUAUUGACCGAUGUAAAGCGUGGUUUGCUCAGAAACACAAGGCAUGUUUGACCAAGCUCGUCGUCCCUCUCUUCAACCACCUGUUCUGCUUGCCGAUGACCUUCAGCUUCCUCUGUAACAUCAUGAAGGUAAUGACCCCAUGGUGUAAGGACCGGAUUCCUGUUGAUAAGAAUUUUGGACAGCUCUACGACAAAGUGAAUGGCUCAGUGGACAAUCUCAACAAGGAGUUCACAGCGGAAAUGGCCAUCAGUAAAAUGGAGCAGGAGUCCAUCAUUGGUGCCAACAUUACAAAGGCUGACGUGACAGAAUCUGUUCGCGAGGAAAUCCUGAAGAAGAAGACCCUGCUGGAUAAAGUGAUUCUUGUCUUCAAACUGCUCGCUUCCCUCUCCUUCCUUCUCCUCUUCAUCACUUCCUUCCUGUACACCCUGAACUACAACAGAGACAUCCGUUACGAUAAUAUUUAUGUCAGCACCUAUUUUCGCCAGAUCGAUGCCAGGAGACGCAGAGUGGACCGAAGACACAUCCUCCCACUGAAAAAGGCAGAGAGACCAGAUGUGAUCUUCCCCUGGCAGCGAAAGGUCCAUUCGACAGAAAUGAAAACUCUGAUCCUUGAGCUGGUCCAGUAUGUAGCUAUUAUCCUCGUCGUCAUUGCCCUGUUCAUCCUGGAUUGGCUCCUCUUUACCAUGUUGGAUAUUAUCCGAAGGCACAGUUUUCUGGAAUACAGCUUCAUUGAGAGCCACCAGCUGAAGAUCGAGGUGGGGGGAUCCUCCAUAUUGGCCAAUCUGAUUCGCCGAGCCGUGUCAGCCUUUAACACCAGCCUGGAUGUCAAGAUCGAGUCCAACAACUUACAUUGUCUCCCUGUGCCCCACAAGAUGAGCAGGCAGUCCACCAUGCUUACCCUGGUGCCCGUCGUUGGCAUGAUUGUGUUCUGCUUCCUGCAAACGUACAGUUACAGGCUGCGACGGGUCAUCGCUGGGUUCUGCUUCCCCAAGCGAGAGAAGAAACGGGUGCUGUUCCUGUACAAUGAAUACCUGCGAAAAAGGAUCAGCUUCGCAGAGACGCAGCGCAAGAAAAUUCUCCUCCUGGCAAGGAAGAAACAGCUCUGGCAACUCCACGGUGUAGCCGGGACUCUCCAUCGCCUGGUGCCGUGCCUGCAGAGGUUCAUCCGAAAGCGAUGCGUGGUGUGCAGCGAGGGGCCCACCCAGACAUCGUACUAUUGCCCCAACGAGGGCUGUGCGGCCAUGUACUGUCACCUCUGCUGGAAGGACGUCAAGAGGUUUUGUUUCUACUGCAUGCCCUUCGAGGACUUUGUAUCCGAGGCCAGCGAUGAGGAAAACAACCCAGUUUACGGGGAAUGA